CCACUCAGCACACGAUGGUGAAGGACGAAGACUAUCUCCCCACCCAGGUCAAAGCCUAUCUGCAAAAGCACAAGGUAAGCAGUGGUUAGCUCGUGCUUGUGAAUGCCUCUUGUGUUGUCAUGCACCUGUCUGUCUGUAGGUGGAGGAUGGCCUGAAUACGGCUCUCAACAAGCUCCUGACGACAUCAUGCCUGCCCCCCGACCCCUUCAACCUUUCUGCUCCGUCAAGCACGCGCCCCACGCUCCCAGAUGCAGAUAGCGGCCCUGCCCUCACUGUCCAGGUACAGUAGCACUCAGCAGAACUACUGACAUGCAAUGGCCAUGUUGUUUGUUUACUUAUCGUCUGUGGUCGCAGGCACCGGCAGAGUAUCUGUCCGUGGGGGUGUGGUCAUUCUCAUGA
Molecule: messenger RNA, 399 nt
Organism: Vitrella brassicaformis
Lineage: Eukaryota; Vitrellaceae
Source: the annotation of a GenBank genome assembly